Ficedula albicollis (Collared flycatcher) is the source of this 1764-nucleotide messenger RNA. It is a transcript of the gene RIOX1, whose product is annotated as chromosome 5 open reading frame, human C14orf169. The record is from RefSeq and is a predicted model, not a curated record. Lineage: Eukaryota; Metazoa; Chordata; Aves; Passeriformes; Muscicapidae. Gene Ontology annotation, molecular function: histone H3K4 demethylase activity; histone H3K36 demethylase activity. Gene Ontology annotation, cellular component: nucleolus. The transcript has 4 exons. Bases 1 to 1764 code for a protein of 587 amino acids.
AUGCCCAGUCAAGGGGCGCACCCCUGCACGCACAGGCUGCUGGCGCUCCCGUCUCGCUGCAAACGCCACCCGCGGGUCACCUCGCGGCAGAUGCGGCGUCCCCCGGGCGCCUUUCGCAGAGCAGCGGUGCAGAGCGCUGCCUCAAAUACAACACGCCUUCAGAAAAAAAAUAACUUUAUGAACGUGCUUAGAGAAUACUUCCAGAAUGAAGCUUCCCGGCCAUGGAACAGACCUGCCUGCAUCGUACCAAGGGGAAUCCUCUCUCAUUUUCUUCUGCGGGGCGGGGGAAGCAAACGCAUUUUAAGCGGCGGCGAUGACAAAGAGAAGACAUUCCGUUCCGCACCGCCCCACACGCACCCGCGGAACGCGCCCUUCCGGGGCGGGCGCGGCUCCGUCCCGUGCGCGGGGCGCUCCCGGCGGAAGCGGCGGCGCGGGGGGCGGGCGGCCGAGCUCUUCCGCUGGCUGCUGGCGCCGGUGGCGCCGGCGGAGUUCCUGGGGAAGCACUGGGAGCGGGCGCCGCUGCUGCUGCGGCGGGGCGACCCCGGCUACUACGCGGGGCUCUUCUCCACGGCCGACUUCGACGCCGCCUUGCGAGGAGGAGAGGUUCACUUCGGCACCCACCUGGAUGUGACCAGCUACGCCGAUGGAGUGCGGGAGACGCACAACCCCUCCGGCAGAGCCCUGCCCGCUGUCGUGUGGGACUUCUACCAGAACGGCUGCUCCCUGCGCCUCCUCUGCCCGCAGGCCUUCUCCCCCACCGUCUGGCACUUCCUCUCCAUCCUGCAGGAGCAGUUUGGCAGCAUGGCUGGGGCGAACACCUACCUCACGCCCCCGGGUACGCAGGGCUUUGCCCCCCACUAUGAUGACAUCGAGGCCUUUGUGCUGCAGCUGGAGGGGAAGAAGCACUGGCGUGUCUACAGCCCCCGAACAGAUGCUGAGGUGCUGCCCCAGUUCUCCAGCGCAAACCUCACGCAGGCUGAACUCGGCGAGCCUGUGCUGGAGACGGUGCUGGAGCCCGGGGACCUGCUGUACUUCCCCCGUGGCUUUAUCCACCAGGGUGAUUGUCUCCCUGAUGCGCAUUCGCUCCACAUCACUGUGUCUUCCUACCAGAGGAAUUCCUGGGGGGACUUUCUGGAGAAGCUCCUCCCAGCUGCCCUGCAGAUGGCCCUGGAGGAAGACCUAGAGUUCCGACGAGGGCUUCCCAUGGACUACCUGCAGUAUAUGGGGGUUGCCAACUCAGACACAGUUGAUGCUCGGCGAACAGCCUUUGUGGAGAAGGUGCAGAGCCUGAUAAAGAGACUCGUUGGCUAUGCACCCAUCGAUGCUGCUGUGGAUCAGAGAGCCAAGUCGUUUCUUCAUGACUGUCUCCCUCCAGUGCUCACACAAAGUGAAAAGGCACAGAGUGUCUAUGGCUUCCCGGCCCGCUGGCAAGACGGAGGCCCCUGCAAUGUUGAUAUCCUGAUAACAAAAGACACUGAAGUACGCCUGCUCUGUCAUGGCGUCAUUAGGCUGUGUAAUGAAGAAGCAGGUGUGAUGCUGUACUACACUACAGAAAACUCAAGAGUGUAUCAUAAGGAAGAACCCAAGUUCCUUGAGCUAGAUCCCGAAUAUACAGACAGUAUUGAAUUUCUCCUGUCUUCCUAUCCAAAUUACAUCAGUGUAGAUAAUCUUCCAUGUGAAACCUUGGAGGAAAAGAUUUCUCUAGCUACACUUCUGUUUGAGAAGGGUAUUCUGACUACAAAGAAGCCUCUGGCACAAGUCUAA